CCUUUUCAGUGAAGGAACGGACUCUGGAAUUCCUCUCUACAUAAACUUUGUUCUCUCCAGUAGUGAUGUGGCCGCUCCAUGAAUAGAUAGCCCUACCCAUCUAUCAGCUCGCAUCAACAUCUUCAGCAACACACAACAAACAAAUCCAUCAGCUCACGAACAUGGUUCCUCAAACAUGGUUCGACCCUCGCCAACAACAAAUACAGUCUUGUGAAUCCAAGAUUGCUGUAUUGAAGGCAGAGAUUGAAAGACUCGAAAAAGAGAAGCAAAGCUUGGAGAGUGAAAUGACCAAAGACGCGAAGCUUCUGGCCACAAUUCAUGCACUCGUGGCCCACACUCGAGCAUUGGUAGAGCAAGAAGCCGUCGAUGACAAGCUCGAGGUUAAGAAGAUGGAGGCGGCCCAAGCCCAACAUCGGCAGCAAGCGGCGAGGACCGGUUUGGACUUGCUGCGGGCUCCACUGUCCUACAUUGCCAAACGCCUCAACGGCUAAGAAAGCUCAUCAGCACUUUUAUUUUACUUCCAGUGCAGGUUCUUGCUUUCGAACUGAGUUUGAUGAACUUCUGCAAUGUAAUAUUUCCCUUUGUGGGUUUUGCUCUUAUUGGAGAGGGUUGUCAACUUUUUUAUGAGCUGUGAGAACUUUCCACAGGUCAAAUACGACCAUCUUCUUAAUUACUAACCUCCUACUUUACAGCAAGUUAGUAUGAAGUUCAGAUACAAUAUACAAGUGCUAAACAUUGCUAAGUAACCAUGAAACUUUAAAAGUAGCAGUCAUACUAACAUCAUCCUCUAAGGUGCUAAUGGUGUUUCAUGUAGAUGUACCAAUUAUGUUGUAGUUCAAGUGAUUAAAGUGUUUGAAGACACGGGCUUCACACUUACAGAGAAAAAAAAAAUUCUCUUUAUGUGACACAUAAGAAACGAGCCUAAGUUCCUUGUGGGAACAUGUGAUCCACAAGUUUCUCUUCUUUUUUUUUUUUUCACCAUGAGGAGACCUAGUGUUCGAUAAAAACAGCCAAAUGUUGUAAAAAAAAAAGAGAGAAAUUAUUGUGUUGACAUUGAGGGAGCUACAACAAUGUGGCGAGAUAUGCUAGUUAUAGAUGUGGUAACAGAAGGAGGGCUUUCGGUAUGUUAACGAACAUGGCGACCAUUGCCCUGCGUCACACAAUUGGUAAUGACAGCCUGACAAAGUAAACUUGGGCACAAGAUGUGUGUUAGGCCCUUUAAUCGAAUAUAUAUGUAUAUUUUGUUUGGUCCAUUAUGUUAGUUUCCUUGACUCGACAUAGAGUUGAGCAUAGAUGUUGUCAUGUCUUCUCUUAUCACGUUUAUGUCGUAUACAAUUAUGUUGGUGUUGGUGUCGGUGUCUAUGCUUAUGUGUAUGUGGCUCAAACUCAAACACUCUAAAGUUAAUGCACUAAUAUGAUACUGCUAUGUUAGAAGAAUGUUAAUCAUCCAUAUUGUCAUACCUAGGGGUUAGAAAUGACAAUUGGUUACUCAUUGAGUAAUUUGAACUAAUUUUCAUAAUCCAUAUUAGUAUUGGGUCAAUCCAAAUGAGCUCAUAUGCACUACUAAUGUUUUGAAUUUGGGUUGGGUUGGGUUUGAAUUGAGUCCAUUUUUCUUUAUUUUCCACCAAAUAAUUCCCGUUAAGCAUCAUUACUUAACUUCCACAUGUGUUAUUAUAAAUUAUUGAAAUGUCC
Molecule: messenger RNA, 1692 nt
Organism: Linum trigynum
Lineage: Eukaryota; Viridiplantae; Streptophyta; Magnoliopsida; Malpighiales; Linaceae
Source: the annotation of a GenBank genome assembly